Pleuronectes platessa (European plaice) is the source of this 807-nucleotide messenger RNA. It is a transcript of the gene arl11, whose product is annotated as ADP-ribosylation factor-like 11. The transcript is spliced from 5 exons. Gene Ontology annotation, cellular component: cytoplasm. The record is from RefSeq and is a predicted model, not a curated record. The coding region runs from base 140 to 661 and encodes 173 amino acids. Lineage: Eukaryota; Metazoa; Chordata; Actinopteri; Pleuronectiformes; Pleuronectidae. Gene Ontology annotation, molecular function: GTPase activity; GTP binding. Gene Ontology annotation, biological process: intracellular protein transport; vesicle-mediated transport.
UGCUAUGUUUGGCUCAUUGAAUGUGAGGGUUUGAACCAACCUGAGAGAAUCUUCACAGGUGCCAGUUCAGAGCGGAACAGAAGAAGCAGAAGAAGAGAAGUGACGGAUCAAAGAAGAAGAAGAAGAAGAAGAGAGACAGAUGGGACAGGGUCGCUCGUCCAUGUGUCCUCAGGUGAUCCUGAUGGGUCUGGACUCUGCGGGGAAGUCGACUCUUCUGGCUCGACUGCUCACAGGACAGGUGAUGGACACGUCACCGACCAUUGGAUUCAACGUGGGAACAUUGGACCUGGACAAGAAGACGUCUCUGACCGUGUGGGACAUCGGAGGACAGAAGAGCAUGAGACCAAACUGGAGGUUCUACCUGGACGACUGCAAGGCGCUGGUCUUUGUGGUCGACAGCAGCGACCCCAGGCGCAUGUCAGAGGCUCAGAAAACUCUGAAGAAGAUUCUGAGUGAGGAGAAGUUGCGAGGAGUUCCUCUCAUGGUUCUGGCCAAUAAGAAAGAUCUGCCCAACUCCAUGACGAUACGAGAGAUCUCCAACCAGCUGGAUCUCCGCAGCUACACCGAGCGCUCGUGGGAGAUUCAGGCCUGCAGCGCUCUGCAGGGACUCGGCCUCCAGCAGGCGUUUCUGUCCGUCAAUAAACUGAUCAAGAAGAGCUGAGGGAGGAGGGGUGGAGUUUAUGUGAGGAGGAGAAGGAGCAUUUAAAUAUUUAAGCAAACAAAAUGUUGUUUGAUUGUAAUAAACUAAUAUCAACCUGUUGAGUAUUAUUAAAGUGCGUUGAUCGAUCAGUUGAUUGAUAAUCAAGA